Molecule: messenger RNA, 894 nt
Organism: Clonostachys byssicola
Lineage: Eukaryota; Fungi; Ascomycota; Sordariomycetes; Hypocreales; Bionectriaceae
Source: the annotation of a GenBank genome assembly
AUGACUCUCGCGGCUAUCGGCCAGAUCUGCUCAACUGCGUCAAUCAAGGGAAACCUAGAGCAGUGUGUGAGGCUAGUGGGGAAAGCAGCCCGAGGAGGGGCAAAGGUCCUGUUUCUGCCCGAAGCCUCAGACUACAUCGCCACCGACGCUCAGGCCUCGCGAGACCUCGCCGUCGCCCAGUCCUUGUCUCCCUUCGUGCUCGGACUGCAGCAGGCGGCCAAGACAAAUGGGGUCGCGAUCCACGUCGGCAUCCACCAUCGGCCAGUUCCUGCGCAGGUGCCGGAUGAGAAGGAGGAGGAUUCCAAGGCGGCCGGCCGAAUCCUGAACCGGGCCAUCUACAUCGCAGCUGAUGGGAGCAUCGAUGACGGCAACACGUACGACAAACUCCACGUCUUCGACUACGGAUCGCUCAGGGAGAGCGCCACCGUGCAGCCGGGAGCCAGGCUGACAGCCCCGUUCGACUCGCCGGUCGGCCGCAUCGGGAGCCUGAUCUGCUUCGAUCUGCGAUUCCCCGAGGCGUCGCUAUCCCUUGCCCAGCCAGGGCCCUCGAGCCGCUGGCACGGACGCCCCGCGCAGCUGCUCACAUACCCGAGCGCCUUCACCCUGCGGACGGGCGAGGCGCACUGGGAGACGCUGCUGCGGGCGCGCGCCGUCGAGACGCAGAGCUGGGUCGUGGCCGCGGCGCAGGUCGGGAGGCACAAUCCCAAGCGGGCGAGCUAUGGACGGAGCAUCGCCGUCGACCCCUGGGGCAAGGUAGCGGUGCGGCUGAAGGGUGUGACGGAUGCGGAGGGGAGCGCGGAGGAGGGCGCGGUCGAGGAGAUUGGCUUCUUUGACGUGGACCUGGGCGAGGUUGACCGAGUAAGGAGAGAGAUGCCGCUGCUCCGAAGGAUGUGA